Molecule: messenger RNA, 791 nt
Organism: Photinus pyralis (common eastern firefly)
Lineage: Eukaryota; Metazoa; Arthropoda; Insecta; Coleoptera; Lampyridae
Gene: HHEX
Product: homeobox protein DBX1
Exons: 3
Coding region: 21-653 (210 amino acids)
Biological process (GO): cell differentiation; regulation of transcription by RNA polymerase II
Molecular function (GO): DNA-binding transcription factor activity, RNA polymerase II-specific; RNA polymerase II cis-regulatory region sequence-specific DNA binding
Source: RefSeq, a predicted model, not a curated record
UAUUGUUACCAGCGUGUAUAAUGUCAUUCCGAAUCGAAGAUAUUUUGAAAACGGACUUUUCCUCCCGUGCAAAAUCACCGCCCAAAUUCAGUAAUAGUGGCGAAAAAGUGAGCGUAAGUUCUAAAAAUGUGACCAGUGAUGUACGUAACUACAGUAUUUUACAACAAACACUUUUAAGUCAAUAUAAUUCUAUUAACCCUUUCGAUUAUUAUUCAUGUGAACAAUUUUAUUCUGCGGGAACAUGUGAUAAAAUUGGAUAUUUUCCUAGCAACUAUCCAGAUUAUUGUUACCCAAAUGCUUACCAAUAUCUACCUAUCUACUCGCGAAGCAGACAUUACCAAAGCUAUGAGUCUCUGUCGCACUUAUAUCAGAUGGCAUCAAAAAGGAAAGGGGGGCAGGUUCGUUUCACAUCCAUACAAACAGAAGCAUUAGAAAAAAGGUUUGUUUCGCAUAAAUAUCUCAGCCCAGAAGAUAGAAAAAUUUUAGCCGACUCCUUGAAACUGACAGAUAAACAGGUAAAAACUUGGUUUCAAAACCGAAGAGCAAAGUGGAGACGAUCAAAUAGCACUUCGUCCAAUUGCACCGACACGGAAUACGAAAAACUUGACGAAACCGACUCGGAGAAAGCAUUUUGCGAUGGUUUUAUUGCUUAGUAAAAUAAUAGUAACCAAAUAAUGAACCAUUCAGUAUUUAUGGAAACUUAUUUUGUAUAAGGAAAAUUGUCAUUGCAAUAACUAACUAAAUUUUCCUUUCACAAAAGUAUUACGCUUAAAUACAGUUUUUUUUGUAUA